This is a messenger RNA of Peromyscus californicus insignis, 3749 nucleotides long. It is a transcript of the gene Tbc1d23, whose product is annotated as TBC1 domain family member 23. The coding region runs from base 118 to 2217 and encodes 699 amino acids. NCBI's taxonomy places the organism in Eukaryota, Metazoa, Chordata, Mammalia, Rodentia, Cricetidae. The record is from RefSeq and is a predicted model, not a curated record. Gene Ontology annotation, biological process: embryonic brain development; retrograde transport, endosome to Golgi. The transcript has 19 exons. Gene Ontology annotation, cellular component: trans-Golgi network.
UCGGGCGAGCCUCCUCCGUCUCCGACUUCAGAACUCCUUUUACGACACUGAGUCUCUCGGAGGCAAGUCUCGGCGCCAGGUCCACUUUUCGGCAAAGUGACGUGGACGUCAACAGCAAUGGCGGAAGGAGAAGAGCUUCUGCCACUGUCAACGUCGGGCGGGGACAGCUGGGAAAAAGAUCUUGAAGAAGCCCUGGAAGCAGGAGGUUGUGAUCUUGAAACUUUGAGAAAUAUUAUUCAAGGGAGACCUCUGCCUGCUGAACUGAGGGCACAGGUUUGGAAGAUUGCUCUGAACGUUGCAGGAAAAGGUGAUAGUUUGGCAUCCUGGGAUGGUAUUUUAGACUUGCCCGAGCAGAACACUAUUCAUAAAGAUUGCCUAGAGUUUAUUGAGCAGCUCUCAGUGCCAAAGGAGAAGACAGCAGAUUUACUUCUGGAUGUAGAAUCUGUAAUUACUUUUUACUGUAAGUCACGCAAUGUUAAAUACAGCACAUCCCUGAGCUGGACUCAUCUACUAAAGCCACUGGUGUGUCUCCAGCUGCCUCGCAGCGACCUAUACAACUGCUUUUAUGCCAUCAUGAAUAAGUACAUUCCCAGGGAUUGUUCCCUGAAGGGGAGGCCAUUUCAUCUCUUCCGAUUGCUCAUCCAGUACCAUGAGCCUGAGCUUUGUUCUUUUCUUGAUACAAAGAAAAUCACUCCAGACUCCUAUGCACUCAACUGGCUUGGGAGCCUUUUUGCACAUUACUGUUCCAUUGAAGUCACUCAGGCGAUAUGGGAUGGAUAUCUACAGCAAGCAGAUCCAUUUUUUAUUUAUUUUUUAAUGUUAAUUAUCCUUGUAAAUACAAAAGAAGUUAUUUCAGCACAAGAGUCUGAGAGCAAAGAAGAAGUUAUCCACUUCUUGGAAAAUACUCCAUCUAGUUUGAAUCUGGAAGAUAUAGAAGACCUCUUCUCUUUGGCUCAGUAUUACUGUAGUAAAACACCAGCUUCUUUUAGGAAGGACAAUCAUCAUCUCUUUGGUAGUACACUGUUGGGAAUCAAGGAUGAAGAGGCAGAUCUGAGCCAGGCUCUGUGUCUGGCUGUUUCAGUGUCAGAGAUCCUUCAAGCAAACCAGCUGCAAAGGGAAGGAGUCCGGUUCUUCGUGGUGGACUGCCGUCCUGCAGAACAGUAUAAUGCCGGACAUUUGUCAACAGCGUUCCACUUAGAUUCAGACCUGAUGCUCCAGAAUCCAUCCGAGUUUGCACAGUCAGUGAAGUCCUUGCUGGAAGCACAGAAGCAGUCCCUUGAGUCUGGCUCCAUUGCCGGUGGGGAGCACCUCUGUUUUAUGGGCAGUGGCCGAGAGGAAGAAGACAUGUAUAUGAACAUGGUGCUGGCACACUUUUUACAGAAAAACAAAGAAUAUGUUAGUAUUGCCAGUGGAGGAUUUAUGGCCCUGCAGCAGCACCUGGCCGACAUUAAUGUGGAGGGACCAGAAAGUGGAUAUGGCCAUUGGAUUGCUAGUACCUCAGGCUCAAGGAGCAGCAUCAGUUCUGUUGAUGGUGAAUCUUGUAAUGGCUCAAACGAUAGAGGAAUGAAGUCCCUUGUAAAUAAAAUGACUGUGGCUCUAAAGACGAAAUCUGUUAAUGUCAGGGAGAAGGUCAUCAGUUUUAUUGAGAAUACAUCAACUCCUGUGGACCGAAUGUCUUUCAAUCUUCCUUGGCCAGACAGAUCAUGUACAGAGCGGCAUGUGAGCAGCAGCGACCGAGUGGGCAAGCCUUACCGUGGAGUAAAGCCCGUGUUCAGCAUUGGGGAUGAAGAGGAGUACGACACAGAUGAAAUUGACAGUUCUUCAAUGUCGGAUGAUGACAGAAAGGAAGUGGUAAACAUUCAGACCUGGAUAAACAAGCCAGACACCAAGCAUCAUUUUCCCUGUAAAGAAGUCAAAGAAAGUGGACAUAUGUUUCCCAGUCACCUGCUGGUAACUGCAACACAUAUGUACUGCUUACGGGAGAUUCUUUCUCGGAAAGGACUGGCUUACAUCCAGUCUCGACAAGCACUAAAUUCUGUAGUUAAAAUUACGUCCAAAAAAAAACAUCCUGAGCUGAUUACCUUCAAGUAUGGAAACAGCAGUGCUUCUGGGAUAGAAAUCUUGGCUAUUGAAAGGUAUUUGAUUCCAAAUGCAGGAGAUGCUACCAGAGCCAUAAAACAGCAGAUCAUGAAAGUGUUGGAUGCUUUGGAAAGUUAAUGUAAAAGAAAAUUAUUUAAGUGAAAUUAUGGCAACCAAGAGAAACAUGAAAAUAUAUUUCCUGACUCAAUACUAACCAGAGACCUUUCAUUUGCUCAUGAGGGUGCCUGAGUAGAGGGUCUAAGUGCAAAUUAUUGUAAUCAAUCUCGGGAUGGGUACACUUUUUUUAAAAAUUUCUUUUGCAUCUUUGGUUUUAUAAAAUGAUUUAUUAUAAAGGCCAGUUAUUAAAUGACUUUGAAGUAACUGGCCUUGUGCCCUAUGGACCAAGGGCACAGAAUGCAGUUCUGUUUUGAAGAGCUGUUUUAAGGGAUAUGCAUCAUUUUCAGGUUUUAAAACAACUGUACACAUACAUAUUUGCAAUGUCUUCACUGAAAUUUAGAGAUAGAUUUAGUUGAAGAGAGUUAAUUGCUACAUUGAGUUUUGCUGCCAUGAGCAAUAUCAGAAAAUUGAAAGUAUAGAUUAAUAAUUAGCUCACUGUUUCUGUUCUUAAAAAGACUGAAGUCUGUUUAAUGGAAUGAAUGGAGAGUGUAGCCAACUCAAAACCGAGCCCUAGUGAAGCCCUGAAGCAUCAGCUUCAUUCCUCUUCACUCCAGGAGGUGGUUAGUUGUCCACUAACUGCCUCAGAGAUUCCAGGCUCCAUCCCAGUGGUUGCUAAGGAGCGGUUAACAGCAUUAGAAGUAAGUAAGCAUGUUAAGGUUCAGAUUAGCAUUUGGGGGACAGAAUGGUAUCUUUAAAAUGUCAUUGGUCUUUAUUCCAUGGAUCAUUUGGUCUAGGAUAUUUCAGAGUGUUUUGACUGCUCUGAUUUAUCCUUCUUGAGAUGAUCACCUGGGACCACACUAAUGUCCAGUUUUAAAAAAGACAGAUAAUCAGAGAGCCAUAGAAAUUUCAGUGUUUUUAUAUCACUUUCUAAAACUGUUCUUUUGGUUUUGUCUUCUCAGUAACAAUGUCAGUAGCUGAAACUGUUUUCACUCUGACAAAACGGAGCAGUCUGCUUUAUUUUGCAGCUUGCUCAGGUUAAUUUCUGUGGCCCAGAUGAGUCACAUGUGAUGAGAGAUCCAGAAACAUCUUUUGGACCAUGGGAUGAUUUUCAUAAAAUCUGUUUGAAAAAUAGGAACUAUAACCUGCCAUGUCAUAAAACGUAAUAGAUUUUCUGUAAGGGGUUGGCUGAUAGAAAUAUCUAGAUGUACCCCACUAGUAGCCAGUUGUUUUAAUUUGCUUAAUGGAAAUCAAGUGAAUAAAAGAUAACACAAUUAAAAGAACCUUAUUCUGAUAUCUAAAUAAAAACAAUUUAUUUGAGUGGUUGAAGACAUUUGCAUGAAAUUGCACCUGUGCAGUACUUGAUAUUUAUAACUCUUUCCCCAAACUAUUGUAUUGCAUUUUUCCAUUUUCUUGACACCCUCUUUGAAAUGUCCUCAAGUCUCAUUUUUCAACCAUCUCAGCUAUGGGACUUUUUUCAUAAUAUUAAUGUAAAGAUGUUUGUGUUACUGUUUAUAAAUUACAAUUGUAAAUAAACUGAUAAAGUUUGCUCAAAA